This is a messenger RNA of Drosophila ananassae, 602 nucleotides long. RefSeq lists its product as uncharacterized. The coding region runs from base 25 to 585 and encodes 186 amino acids. The record is from RefSeq and is a predicted model, not a curated record. Lineage: Eukaryota; Metazoa; Arthropoda; Insecta; Diptera; Drosophilidae. The transcript has 2 exons.
AACAGUCGGAAAAUAGAUUUUAAAAUGUCGGUGUUGAAUGUUUUGAAAAUCACGCUUUACUUUUUUGGUAUUUGGACCUGGAUCCGUUCUGUGGAAAGUUGGAGUCAGACCUACGAUUAUAAAAGUAUCGCAGUGAACAAUAAUCCUGGCAAAGUGUUUGUCCCCAAUCUAAAGCUUGUGGGUCGUAAACGAUUGAUUAACGGUACGAUUGACAUUCUCGAGGAUCUUGAUAACGAGUAUCAGAUCUCGGUGGAAGUUUUCUCAAACGCCGCUGGAGCUGGCUAUAAGCAGAUGCCCCUGGAGAUUGCACCAUUGGCGGUCUGCACCACCUUGCGCAACUUCUACCAGAGGUUCAUAAAAAAAUCAUUUGUAACAGGAGUAACCACCGAUGUGGAUUUCGAAGAUGGAAAGCUGUGCCCGAUUCCGAAGGGAAACCACUAUUUGAAAAACCUGGAACUCGACAGCUCAGAUUGGGCCGUCAUUCUGCCCCGAGGCCUAAUCAAAGUGAGGCUGAAUGUUAUGAAAGUGGCUGAGUUUUGUGGCGGCUUUGAUUACAUUGUGGAGAUUAAGGAUAAACUAAUCUAAUAAAAAAAAAAAAUUUA